Humulus lupulus (European hop) is the source of this 774-nucleotide messenger RNA. RefSeq lists its product as uncharacterized. The transcript has a single exon. The coding region runs from base 1 to 774 and encodes 257 amino acids. The record is from RefSeq and is a predicted model, not a curated record. Lineage: Eukaryota; Viridiplantae; Streptophyta; Magnoliopsida; Rosales; Cannabaceae.
AUGUUUCUCUUUCGGUCUGAUGAUUGUAUGGUUAUCAUAUUGAUUUAUGUGGAUGAUAUACUUGUUACCAGCAACAAGGAAAGCUAUCUUCAAGACCUCUUGCUUCAGUUACAGUCUCGGUUUGCCAUAAAAGAUCUUGGCGAUCUGCAUUAUUUUCUUAGUCUCGAGGUGAGUCGUACUUCCGAAGGUCUUCAUUUAUGUCAAACUAAAUAUAUUUCAGAUCUUCUUCAGCGCACUUCUCUGCUGGACACCAAACCAGUCACCACUCCCAUGGCCUCCGGCCCCACCCUCUCCAUUCAUGAUGGUACUCCUUUGCUUGAUGGUUCUGAAUAUCGCAGUACCGUUGGGGCUCUACAAUAUUGCACACUUACUCGUCCUGAUAUCGCCUUUGCUGUCAACAAACUAUGCCAAUUUAUGCAGAGUCCUACUGAUCUACACUGGCUGGCUGUCAAACGCCUUCUUCGAUACUUAAAGGGGACACCUCAUUUUGGAUUGCAUUUCUCUCGUUCCUCUGAUUUUUCCUUACAAUGUUUUACUGAUGCGGAUUGGGCCUCUUGUCCAGAUGACCGUCGAAGUACUAGUGGGUUCUGUAUAUUUCUGGGCGACAAUCUCGUUUCUUGGUCAUCUUCUAAACAAAAAGUUGUCUCUCGUUCUAGUACGGAAGCCGAAUAUCGGAGCAUUGCUAAUGGGACUGCCGAAUUGACAUGGCUUGAAUCUAUUCUUCAUGAUUUAGGUGUUGUUGAGAAAAUAAGCGAUAAGGAUAAAAAUAUUUGA